Messenger RNA from Lodderomyces elongisporus, 1602 nucleotides. Its product is annotated as putative serine/threonine protein kinase. Gene Ontology annotation, molecular function: protein serine/threonine kinase activity; ATP binding. NCBI's taxonomy places the organism in Eukaryota, Fungi, Ascomycota, Pichiomycetes, Serinales, Debaryomycetaceae. Gene Ontology annotation, cellular component: cytoplasm. Bases 1 to 1602 code for a protein of 533 amino acids. Gene Ontology annotation, biological process: MAPK cascade; neuron projection morphogenesis; regulation of MAPK cascade. The transcript has a single exon. The record is from RefSeq and is a predicted model, not a curated record.
AUGAUCAAAGAUUCAAACUUGCAGUAUGACAUUAUAGUGGGAGGUGCGGGUGUUAUCGAGAAUGCGCAUUCUACACAUAUACCCUCACCACAAUCACCUUUCAAGUAUGGUAACUUGAAAUGCAUUGGCAGAGGAAAUUUCGGAGAUGUGUACAAAGCAACAGACCUUACAUCGAAAACUAAAUCGCUAGUUGCGAUUAAAGUGACCAACUUGGAUGAUUCGUCGGAUGAUAUUCAGCAAAUUGUUAGUGAAGUUCAAUUUUUAUCCAAGUUGAGACAUAUCAAUAUCAUACAAUACAUUGAGAGCUUUGUCCAAGAUUAUAAUAUGUUCAUUGUUAUGGACUAUUGUGGUGGCGGAGCAUGCUCUGAAUUGCUUAAAUAUUACAAGCGUUUAAACGAAUCUAUUGUGGCGUACAUCAUCAAGGGUGUUUUAGGUGGCUUGAAUUAUUUGCAUACACACGAUGUUGUACAUCGUGAUAUCAAAGCUGCCAACAUUUUACUCACCGAAACUGGCGUCAUCAAGCUUGCUGAUUUCGGUGUAAGCACAGAAUUGACAUUAACCACAAACAAGAAACAUACUUUUGUUGGCACUCCGUUUUGGAUGGCGCCUGAGGUGAUUACUCGAGGUUCAGCAUACGGAAAAGUCAAAAAAUUAGAUGGAUAUGACUACAAGGCUGAUAUUUGGUCGAUGGGAAUCACUACAAUAGAAUUGGUAAAUGGCGCACCACCUUUAGCUGAACAUGAACCGUUAAAGAUAUUGUUUGAGAUACCCAAGAAGAAGCCACCAAUUUUGAGGGGCUCCAAAUAUGGUGAAAACAUCAAAGACUUUGUCAAGUACUGUUUAAUAAUGGAGCCCGAAAAGAGACCUAGUUGUGCUACUUUGUUACGCCAUUACUUUAUCACGAAACAAGUUACCAGCACGAGUCAGCAGGAACUAUGCGAGAUGAUCAAGAGCAAGAAUGUAUGUUUUAGCCACAGGGCAUCUCCCAAACCGAAACAUCGCUUGGGCUAUAAAGAUGGAAAAACACGGAAUGGUGUUUGCGCUAGUGGUGGUGAUCGAGGUCUAUGUUCACGUCCAAAUCCAAAUCCAAAUCCAAAUUCAAGACCAGGUCGGAAUAAUGUUGGCGAGGGUGGUAAAAGAAGAUCUGCAAUUGAGGGCCCGAGAAUGAAUGAUAACGACAUGGAAGCUUCUUUGAAUGACGCUCCUCCUAUUGAGUGGAAUUUCACAUCUACAUUCAGGCAAAUCAAUAAUGGCGAUAUAUCUCCAGUAUCUGAGCAACUGGAACAACUGGAGCAACUUUUGAAUGAAUGUGAGAAAGACUCUACUUCAGUUACAAAGCAGGAACUUAUAUCAAUACACAAAUACCAGCAUCUCCCUCAACCCAUGCCGCCAGGGCUUAUUGACUUGCGGAGCACGAGCAAGAGCUUGGACAAGGGAUAUAUGUUGAUCGAGUGUUUAGAAAGGGUGUUGCAAAGAGGACGCGACGAAAAAACCAGGAUUGGGGUGGAAAAGUUGAUUAGUGCUCUUUGUUGCACUGAACAAAACCAUCCUGGACUAUGCUAUGCAUUAAUAGAGGAAAUAGAGAGGGCGUUAAGACAUUGA